Cinara cedri is the source of this 16498-nucleotide messenger RNA. NCBI's taxonomy places the organism in Eukaryota, Metazoa, Arthropoda, Insecta, Hemiptera, Aphididae. The record is from the annotation of a GenBank genome assembly.
CUAUCUUUUCCCAAAGUUGUUUAUAUAAAAUAAUCAUUCAAAUGUUUAUUGAAAAUUUCUUUUCUUUUCUAAUUUUUACUAUGGUUUUGAAUUUUUAUUCUAUUACACUUUGCUCUAUCAGUCGCUUUUUGAUUACUCCUUAAAGACUUCACCACCACUUCAUGGCCUUUGUUAAAAUGUUAAAGUUCACUUGAUAAACAGAAUAUACGUUCUAGGACACUAAACAUUACCUCCAAAAUCAUUAUAAAAUUAAAAGUAGAUACUUUUUUGAGUAAUCCAAUUACUCUUAACUGUUUAGAGUAUUAGAGUUGAUACAGUGCACAUGUGUUAGUGUGCUCCAAAAACCAAACGUAAUAUAACUUCCAGCCUACUAUAGCGUAUGGCUAUAGUUGCAGGUGCUUUAGGGUUUAGAACAAUUAUAAAAAAAAAAAAAAAAUGUUCACCCGAGGCAGAGUCGAGUCAAAAUUCGAAACAUCAUAAAUUUUAGGUAUGCAUAAAUAUACCCUACAAUACCACAAACGACGCCCCUGAAUGAGGUUGAUUACAACUAGGUUUAUUCGGACAAAAGUCGAAACAUGACAUUUUACCUAAGUAUCAUGGACACCUCGCGUUUUACCUGGGCAUUUCUGAGAUUUGCCCGUAACAUAUAAAUACAUAAUACCAGCCUCGUCUCAAGGUGUACCAAAGCGGCCUAGGGUGGCAUUUUUCGAGGAUGUUAUUUAAACUUGUUAACGGAGUAUCAACAUGUAUAGGGGGCGGCAAACUUAAGUUUGCUGAGGUGGCAGGUGCGUUUAAAUGCCCGAACCGGGCCAACACAAUACAGUGAAAACGCUUAUAAUGACAUUCAAUGGAUUAGUUAAAAAUAGUCAUAAUAACCGUUGUUAUUAUAAACGAUACCAAAGUACCUACUUUAUACAGGUACCUCCCUAAUAUUUGAAUAAGACAAUAAUUUAACGAAUUAGGUAAGUGAUAGCAUAGAAAAUGUAGAAAAUAACAUGAUGCCAUACAAACAAUAAGCAGUAGGCACCUUACCUAUCCAUAAGAAGGUAUCUUUAAUUCGUGAUCUAUAUAGGUACUAAUAUUAUCUACCGUGGUUCACUGUUUUUUCUCAGUACGGGUCUAAAAAGUAAAAACCAAGACGAAUGAUGAUAAGGGCUACUCGAAAAUCUUCAAUUUGUCAGACGACGAAUCUUUGUUAGUGAUAAGGUUUAAGAAUUGAGAAAAUCUUCGAACCCACAGAACCGUGCUUUACGGGUGUGACAUACGAUUCGUAAUAACAAGGGAAGACCUUGGCGAAUGCACAGAUGGACAGAAUAGACUGUACUUGCGGCGACCAGCUGUCGGGCUUUCCCGAUAUUCCGCAUUUUAGGUAUUCAUCUCGUCCGUCGGAGGUCGUACGGUCUCGUCGCGUCAUCACGUAAAUACGAUGCCGUAUGUAGGUACAGUACACCAUUAAGCCAAUUUGCCAUUUACCUAUUACCAGAUUACCUUCAAGUUCAGUUUUCGUUGGGUUGUCAUAGUAGCAGGGUGGUGGCGCGGUAAUACGCAUGCCCGGUUGUUCAUUCGCUCGGGUCUUCGGGGCGGACGUGGCGGCCUGCACUCCCGCAAUCGAUAUCCUUAUUGUAAUUGCGCCUUGACCCGCAGCCGGACGGUGCACGGAUCGUUACGACAUUUCUUACUUCCGACAAGUUUCAAAUUGACCAAUAUCGCCAGUGAGUAUACUCGAAUGCCUCGGUACGUUAAUGGAUAUCAACAAUAUUAUAUUAUUAUUAAUUAAAUAAUGACGACCCUUGAUUUUCCGUCUGUAUUGACAUUAUAGUUAACUUGUCAAACUGACAAUCGCGGAAUGGUUCAAUUUUUUCAUUUACGUUUUUAUUAGCGAUUUCAUUUUUAAAAAAAGUAUGUAAUAUUUAUUUGUUUUUUUUUAUUUUUAUAAUAAAUAUAAACAAUUAUGGCAUACCUAAUUCUAUGUUGGCCACCUAUCGAUUUUUGGAUGAACUAUGUUUGGAAGUUAUGACCAAUAAACCUUAAAGGUGGCCAAAUGCUUCCAAACACAAUAUUUAAUGUAAUUUCUAUAGAAAGUUCAAAAUAUUUUUGAAUAAAAAAAUAAAAAUUGUACUUUUCCGUUAUCUCAACCACCAGAUGGUAACGAGACUACCUGCCAGCAUAGAGUAAUAUAACUAUGAAAGCCUGUCACUUAAUUGUUAUCUCAAUUUCCUAGAUCCCUUAAAUUCUGACAUCUGUCUACUAAUGAUCGUGUCAGUCGAUUUUCAUGUUAUCAAAAUUGAUAUUUUUUAACUAAAGUAUUUGAAUAAUAUAAUAGAUUGGAAUUAUUAUAUGCAAGAAUUAUGUUCGAUUGCUAUUAUAAAAACAUCAGAAGUCCAGGAACAUUUUUUGAAAAUGAUUAAUCUCUUUUCUACGAAUCAAUAAGAGUAUGUUUUCUAAAAGACAGAAUAACACUUAAAUUAAUAUUAUCACAACUAGAACCACAACAGUGGAUCUUUAGAGACAUUUGUCACAAAACUAAUGAGACAUUUAUUUUUCAAGUGCCUGUCAUAAUUUGUAAUGCCUAGUAUGUGAUGUAUUUUGAACAAAAAAUUAAAAUAUUAAUUCAUUUCAUUUUACUAAAUUUCUAUGAUAACAAAGCAAGCGUAUUUGGUAGUGAAGAUAUCAAUAAAGUACCAAAACAAUUGAUAGGUUGCUAAACUAGAAUCGUUCCAAAUAGUUAAUAAUAUUAUAUUUUAGGUAGAGAGUGUAAAUUAUAGAUUGAUACCUAAUAUGAAAUUUAUUAUUUCAAAAGUUUUUGUACAUAGGUAAUUAUCCAUAUUUUAUAUUUGUAUGGUUUUAUUAAUCUAAUGUAUGUAUACCUAUAGACUAUAAUAUAAUAUUUAAAUCUAAACUAUCAAAUUCCAAUUAAUGAGAAAUUAAUGAUUUAUACAUAUUGAAUCAAUAGUUUAUUAUUUCUUAGCACUAUAAAUUUAUAAAAGCAAAACUAGAGUGGAACUAUUAAAUAUUAUAUUAUUCUAUAUUUUAUUUAUGAUACUCUAUUAUAGUAUAAUUAUUUUUUUUAAUUUCAGAUAAAUUAUCAAAAAUGACUCUUAAAGGCUGUUUAAAACGGUAAGAAUUUAAGUAUUUUAUUUUUAUUAUCUAAGUCUUUUUAUGUUUAAUACGAUUAAUUAUACAUAGUAUUAUAGUACUAUUUAUAAUUGAUGUUUGUACUUACAAAUAAUAUACAAUACCUAUACAUGCAUACCGUCUUGUAAAAAAUGACUUACAAAAAGUAUAUUCAUAAUAUAUAUUCAAUAAUAUUUGAAUAUUAGAAUACAUAUUUUAUUCCUGCUAACUAGUAAUUUAUGUUAAUUUUAUAAUUAUUUGGAAAUUAACAUUUGAUGACUCAAUAAUAUAUUGUAUAAAUUUAAAUAUACUUAUCAAAUAAAUAAUAUAUAUUUUAAUUAAUUCCUCUUGAAUACACCAGACCUUGUUAAUAGAUUUAAGACACUGUGUUUAAAAAAAUGUAAUUGCUCUGGGUAAAUAAUUCACUAAAUUAAUAGAAUAAAUACAUAAUAAUAUGAACAGUACGAUAAUUUAAAUGUUUAAAAAUAAUUAUAUUAUAUGUUUACAAUGGGUGGGAAGUUUUUUUACCUCAAAUCACCAAAUAAUUUUCUAUCUUUCCACCUACCAAAAAACCCUACCACACUUUGUUCGUUAUCUACCAUUUGUUGCAUUUUUUGUAAUAUUUUAUAAUUUACUUAGACGUCUUUAAUGAAAUUUAUCAAAUUUCAACUAAUCAACAUUUUUUUAAUGACUUAUUUUGUUAAAAUAUAAUAAUUUUUGUUAUAUUUCUGAACACUCAGGCAUCCACGACCCACCUACCAGUUUUUUGUGAAUCACAUCAAAUACCCUUCACGCCACUGUAUGUAUGUAUGUAUAUAUAUAUAUAUGUAUAUAUAUAUAUAUAUAUAUAUGUAUAUAUAUAUAUGCACAUAGACAUAUAUAUAUAUAUGACAAUUUGUUUAUUUCUACAAAGAGAAUAUUGAAUUAACUCAUAGGAUGUUAUAUAGAAGAGUUUUAACUUUUAAUCUCUUGAUCUGUAUGUAAAAUGCUACAUUAAAAAUAUGAGGUACCUAUACUUUAAAUUAAAAAAAGUAUGUAUGUAAAUAUUAUAUUUUUGUUUUAAAUACUAUACUAAUUAUACUAACAAAACUAAUACCUAAUACUAUAUAAUCCAAUGCAAUAUUGUAGUAUUAAGUUGUAUAGUUUGUUUGAAGAUAAAAACAAAUUAUGUGACAAAAUAGAAUCUACAAUUUAAAAUUAAAUGUUUUUUUUUGUCACAAAUAGAAAAUUUUUUUCAGAAAAAAAAAUAUAUUUUAAUCAAUAAAAAAUACCAAUAUUCAGAUUAUAUAUUUGAAUAUUUUAGAUCCUGAGUGGAGUAAAGAAGCUUAUGAUUUUACAAAGAUAUGUAAUUUUUUUUUUUUUUAUCUGUUAACAACUUUUCUACCAGAAGAUUUGCUCAGAUAUCUGAAAAGAAAUCAGUAUGGGGAGGUACUUUAAAGAGGUAAUUUUUCGAUUUUCUCAAGAGUUUUCUCAUCAAAUGCGAAAAACCAUGAAAAAUGGUACAACAUUUAACAAAUAUUAUUAAAGAAAAUAUAUAAAGCCUAUUUAAUUAUUUUAUUAUAAAAUGAUGUAUAUAUUGUUGACAAAGCAUCACUAUCAACUAAACUCUACCCAGAAUUAUUUUUCGUAAGUAAUGGUUUAUCAUUGCUUACAGGUAUACAUUAAAUUUUCUAUAACAGUGUCUGCACCCGUCUGAAUUAUCCUAGGGCGUCUUUUUUGAAAUAAUAUUUAAAAUAUAAACUAAAUAUUAUAUGUUUUAAAUUAUUUUAAUGAUGAGUAAUAAAAUAAAAUAAAAUAUAUUAGAAGGUUACUUAAUAAAUAUAAUUAAAUAUUAAAAAAGUAUUAAUACUUAAAUACAAUUAAUAAUGAGUAUUAAUAGUCAAGUAAAUUAUAGCACAUAUAUUAUAAUUUAUAGGAAUAGUGCAUUGAUGGAAAAAAAUAUUAUUUUCUUUUUGAAAACAAAUUCCUUGUAUCUAGCUUUCCUAGUACCUGUAUAUAUAUAUAUAUAUAUAUAUAGGUAUUAAUAAUAUAUUAAGUAUUAUUAAAGAAGCAGAAUUAGAUAAAAUGUUAGUUAGGAUCUAAUUAACACAAUAAUAAUAACUAUCUUUGUUUAGUUUUUUUUGAUAAUUGUAUAAAGUAACAUACUCAACCCAACCCCUUAGUAUUUAAUAAUUAUUUUAUAUUUUGUUAAAAUGUUAGGUGAAACUCCUCCAUCUCCACACCACCAACUUAAGCACUGACUUUUACUGUCAUAAAAUGUAUCCUAUAAAUAUAGCAUUAUCUUAGAAGUAUAGACAGAUAACAUCAAAAUUAUAAUCUUGCUUUCUUAUCCUAUUAACUAUUGUUUGAUAUACAUUUGAAUUCUGUCUUAAAAAGGUGAAAAUAUUUCUUUGAAAAUCUAUGGUUUAAUUAUUUUAUUAUAAUUUUUCCUACUUAAGUCUAUUUAGUAAGUUUUUAUUUUAAAAAAUCUUGUAAUAAAUAUUAAAUUUGUAUUUGUUCAACAUUAUAUAACAUAUACAAGCUAUUCAGCUAUUUUUCUUCUUUGCUUACUACCCAAUGCUAAUGCAAAUACUUAAUCAUAAGUUAUUUCAGAAUUUGAAAUUAUUUUUAUGUUAUUUUACGUUGAUUUAAGAACUAUAUUAAUUAUAUGUUAUAAUAUAAUUACAAGUUUUGUUUUAAAUUUGUAAGAUUCUGAGAGGAGGAAUAUAUUGAUUUUAGUAAUUUUUUUCUAUGUCAUAGUAACUAGUAUGUGUGAUAUUUUUUUCUGUCAGAAAAUUUGCUUCAAUCAAACAUUAACAUUAUUUUCGAUUUUGGUAUUUUGUUGUAUGUAAGAUAAGAUUUAUAGGAUAUCUAAAUUAGACUUUUCAAUACAUCUUCACAUUUUCAAAACCAAUUUACCAAUUUUUAAGCUAUUUAUAGGAAUUUUUUAGUUUUUAUUUUUAUAGGUACUUAAAAUAAAAUUGUUUAACCAAACAUAAAUGCUUGACAAUUUAACAUGAGGUUUAUUAUAAGCUGUAUUUUUUUUAGUGCUUAACAGCUUCCAUCUGACAUGAUUUCUUACAAUUUCUGUGCUAGUCCUAUUGUCCACUUCCUUUGUAUUCUUAAUCACCUUGUCUAUCCAAUGUUCCCCCCAAUUUCUGACUAGUACAUUGAGGGUAAGUCUUCUAUCAGCUUGUCACACAUGGCCAGCCCAUUCCAUUCAGUUUGCCUUGAGAUACUUUCCAAUGUUUGGUUUUUUAUAUAAGUUUUCUAAAUCUCCAUUUUUCCUUCUUUUAUAUUCUUCAUUUUGGUUAGGUAGGGUCCAUGUAUUUUCCACGAAACUUUUCUUCAUCUCCCUGCGUACUUAGCUGUACAUAGUGGACAAAAGUAAAAAGUUGAGUGUAAUUUAGUAUUUUUCUUUUUUAAAAUCAAAUUUUGACAAAAAUUGUAAAUAUUACAGCAUUUUAAAACAUGUAUGUAUUGCUGAACUUUGCUCAAAAUCGUAUUUUCUUAUCUAUGGUUUAUUAUUGCUUUCAGAUAUAAAUUAAAUAACUUUAUCUGUCCUAACUUCCCACUUACAACAGCAGCACACCCAUCAACAGUAUCAGAUAUUUUUAUUCAAUACAAUCGCAUAGAAAAAUUAAGGUAUUUAGGUUCUUAAUACGAUCUAUGAAGCUAUGAAUAAGUAGGUAUCUUAACAUUAAAUUUUAAAAAAAGUUACAUUUCGUCACUAACAAUUAUUUCUUAUACAUUUACAUUUUAAAUCUUGGUAUAAAUAAAAUUAUGAAAUAUAAAUUAAUUCCAAACUCAUCACUAUGUCUUUUUUUUAUUAUUAUUAUUAUUACUAAAUGUACUUGUAAGUUGUCUUUAUUGUAUUGUGUAGUUAUCAGCACUUAUAAAUUUGUAUUUACACUAAGAUUUACACUUUUAUCUCAAUUGUUAGUUAUUUCACAGCUCUUCAAUUUACCUAAAAUCAAUUUAUUGUAUUAUUUUUAAAAUUUUAAAAAAUACAUCACUAUUUUUUUCUACAAAUCACUACUAAUUUGUUUUUAGGAUUUUAUCUAUUUAAGCAAACAAAUAAUUAUAUUAUAAUACCACAGACUAUAUUUUUACUAUUUUAAAAUUAUUCUGGUAAUAACUUUAGUAAAAAUGAUUUGUUUUGAACAAACUUAAUAUAUUGAUACCUAAUGAUUUAAAUUUGAUAAAGUUAAAGAAUAUUUAAUGUUAAGAUAAAUUUCUUAAAGAAAAUAAAACCACAUCUAAUUUAAAAAUGUACUUUAAGUUACUUGUGUAUUAUACAAUAUAUUCACGAGAACACCAAAAAAUAAUAGAUCCGUAGUUUAUUGAAUUUAGCAUUGACUGCUAUAGAUCAAAUGUUAUGUUACAGGGUUAUUGUAUUUUAGAUAUUUCAAUCUCCAUUUUAUUGUGUACCUAGCUUCAUUGUGCUGUGAAAUACUACAUAAAUCUCAAUAAUGGCACCAUGCAUGUGUUUUUCAUUUAUGAAACCUGUGAUGAUAAUUUUGCUAAUUUCCAUUUUCGCGUAAGUAAUAAUGAUAAUAUUAAGACUGUAGGUAUUUAAUGAAUUUAAUUUAUUCUCUAUCUUAUUGUAAAUUAAUUACAUUAUUUGUUGUAAACCAUAAUUAAAUAUAUAUAUAUAUAUCAAUUAAAUAACAUUUGUAUAAUAAUGUAUAUUGUAUUUAAAAUAAUUGAUACUGCUUUUAGUUGCAACAAUACUUUAUAUUUUUUGUAAAUAUUUUUAAUAUCAUCAGUUUGGUUAUUAUUGAAUUAAUGAUAAGUGAUACAGACAAAUAGAUGUAAGUAGAAACAAAUUUUUUUAAAAAAUCAUCUUUAUAACAGACUUUUAGAGUAAUAACAAAGAUGAAGGAAAAUGAAGAUUACUGGGAGUAAAAAUAAAGUAUAAUUUUAAAGAGUGUAAUCAAGAAUCUGAAGAACAAAGCUACAAGGCAUGUUUUGAAAAUUUGAAUUAUAGGUGAAAUUGAUAGGCUUAAAUAUGAUCAGUUUAUAGUGUAUGUCAAGUAUUAGGUUGGCUUACUCAUAAUAUCUGGGAAGAAGAAAAAUGCCAUUUAACAUUUUGCUUUGCUUGCUACAAUUAAGCCUUGUUUUUAUAAUUCCUAAUUUAAUCAUCCUUAUAAAAAAAUAAUGUACAUAUAUAUAAAAAUUAAAUUAAUUCAUUAAUUUUUAAUAUACCUACUCCUUAAAAUAAUUUUCCUUCUUAACUUACAAUUAGACCAAAUUCAAAAUAAAAAUUGUCCUCCAUAAAAUGUGUUAAUAAUAAGAUAUAUUAAAUUAUAUAGGUCCCCUGAGAAAAUGUUAGUUAUUUUAUUUCUGUAUAUCUUGUAUACAGUAUAAAUGUGAAUUUAAAAUGUUUUGUCUAUACAUUUAAUUAAUAAAUUAAUUUAUACAUACCUUACCUAUAUAAAAGUAUCUGAUUACACUAAUUAUUAAAAUAAAACAAAUUUUACUGCUAGCUACAUGUUUACUAUAUGCAAGUAUAAUUAAAAUAAAACAUAUACAUCUCAUUUCUAAGAUUCUUAUUUUAAAUUAUUUUGUGUAGAUUGUAAACAUUGACACCUAGAACAUCAUGAGUUAGUGGGUUUUAUUAUUUUUUCAAAUACUUUACAAUAAAAUAGAAAACACUGUGGCUCAUUCUAUAAUAUAGUUUUAUUAUUAAAAAUAUUUCCAUUUGUAUGUAAUAUUGAAAUUGUUUUUACAAAAAUCACAUCUCAUCCACAUUGUAAAUAGAUUUUAUUAGAAAUAAGUACUUAGAUGAUUUUGUUACUUGUACAAAUGUUUGAUUAAAUUAUUUAUUUAUUUAGGACAUGUUGUAUCACUUCAAGUUUCUUUGCCAUCAUAUUAUUUCUCGUGUUUAUAAUAAUUCCAAUAGUUUUUCGAUAUUCACCAUCACUUCAAAGGGGAAUGAUAUUUCUUAAUUAUGGUAAUGUUAAACAAAUAUAUUAUGUAUAUUUUUAUUUGAUUGUUAAAUUACACUAUCAAAAUUCGACUAUUUAUUACAUAAUUCUGUUUUAUUUUUUUUAGUUCGUAUACCAGCUGUUGUUAAUUAUAGCCAUCCUGAAAAUUACGGUAUCAAAGGAGCAAACAAUUUUUACAUAAAAACAUUUGACAAUAUAACAUUAGGAGUGUGGUAUGUAAUUUAUUAUUUUAAACUAAUUUAAAUUAAAUUAAAUUAUAAUAAUAAUAAUAAUAAUUAUCCUUCAUAUUAUUUAUGAACUUAUUUUUUAUUUGCGCAUUAAUAUUUAAUAUGUAUAAUAGCGGAGAUAUUAAAUCGAAUUUGAAGUAAAUUUUUUUUAUAACUAAUAUUUUUUAUCAAAAUGUCUGUGGUCUUUUAAUUAAGAUUCCAUUUUUACUAUAGCCUUAUUAAAUGUGAAUUAUGAUAUAGUUUGUUUAAAUAAAACAUGAUUAGACCUUAAUGUUUUUGAUGAAGAAUCUUUUAAAUUUGAAAUAAUAUAAUUGUAUUCAAAAUUAUUUAGGUCGCAUUCUUGAUUGUAUAUUUCUUAGUUCUAAUACAGAACUUACUUCUAUUAUUAAUUCCUCUGAAUCUUUGGAACAAAUAGUUGAUAGUUAUCAUCCUCCUUUAGAGUUGUAUAUAAAAUUUACUGAUUACUCUAUAGGUGAUUUUAAUGAGUUAUCACUUGUAUAUAAUUUUAAGUACUGAUAUUUUAAUGAAAUCUCUCUUUUUCUUUCUAACAUCGAUUACUUAAUCUAAUAUAACAUUAUUGAUAAGAAGUGUGCCCAUAAAAAGUUUAAACAAUGUCAUUCCCAAGAAAAUUAUAUAUUUUCUAACCUUGGGAAAAAAAUGUAAAUAGUUAAUUUCUAACUGCCUUGCAUAACAUAUUAUAAAUAUUGAAAACAGUAUCUAAACAAGUAUCUUUCUGGAAGUAUGUUAAUUCACUAAAGAAAACAAAUAGUAUUGUACCAGAUUGCUUUAAAUAUGAAAACUUCUCAUCAUCAAAUGUCUCUGAAACUGUUUAACUAUUCGCUAACUAUUUUCCCAAUGUUUAUGUUCCCAAUUCGAUAAUCCUUAACUUAAAUAAUUGAGAUUCUUCUGAAUUAAUUUCAAAAACUGUUUCAAUAAACAAUAUUAAUGUUAAUCUGAGCUCUUGAACUAUGAAUCAUAAUACAAUUUGUGAUUUUUUAAAUAAUUUAGAUAUGUAUGAGGGUACUAUAUCUGAUGGUGUUCCAUUAAUAUUUUUGAAAUUGUGUAAUUUUGCACUAAUUAGGCCACUACGAUUUAUUUUCAGUAGCUUUUUAAGUCUGGGCCAUUUCCCUAAUAUCUGGAAAAAAUCUUGUUGCACCAGUUUAUAAAUCAUAGGAGAAACAUAAUGUUUCAAAUUAUAGGCCAAUUUCUAAAUCGUCUCUUAUAUCCAAAAUAUUUUAAGCAAUUAUAACCAAAAAAUUAACCACAAUAAUGUCUCCUUAUAUAUGUAAAAAUCAGCAUGGAUUCAGACCCAAAAUGUUUUCUAUUCAUGUAUUAUUUUUUCAGUCUAAGAUACUUGAUGACCUUAAUGACCAUGUCCUAUUAGAUUCAAUUUAUACUGAUUUCCAAAAGGCAUUUGAUAAAGUAAACCACAAAUUACUUCUAAAUAUAUUAGUUUCUUUCGGUAUUCAUGGUACAUUUUUAAAUUGGAUAAAGUCCUAUAUUAGCUCUUGCACUCAAGCUAUUAAAGUGUCAUUAAUAUUUCAAACAAUUUUUUUAGGUAGUUCUGAUGUGCUCCAAGGUUUGCACCUGAGCCCCUUUUUAUUUAUAUUAUUCAUAAAUUAUCUACCUUCUAUUUUUGAUAGCUGAGUAAACAUUCUUUUAUUUGCCGAUAAAUUUUUCUCAAUAGUUAAAUCUCAAGAUGACACGUUAAUUUUACAAUCAAAUUUGGAUAAGUUUGCAAUAUGAAGUUGUCAAAAUCGCCUACUUCUAAAUAUAAAUAAAUAUAGUGUUAUUACUAUUACUUUAGAUAAUGAAAUUGAUUAUAAUUAUAACAUUGAUAACUGUGUUGUAAUUAUUAUCAUAUUAAUUAAGUAUAUUUCAAUUAAUAACUUUUAUUAAAACAAAGUAUAUAUUUUAGUUUAAUAAUUAAUUCAAUAUACUAUUUAACUCAAGUAUGUAUAUUGCAGGCACAUUUUACCAGGUAACCUUUUAAAAAAAUAUGAUGAAGAUAAAUCAAGUUAUGAACGCCUCUUAAGUAAUGGAGAACCUAUUGUAAUAUAUAUGCAUGGUAACUCUGGAACUCGAGCCAAUGAACAUAGAGUUCAAUUGUAUCAUGUUCUACAAAAAAUUAAUUGUCAUGUAAUUGCUGUAGAUUAUAGAAGUAUGUAAUAUAUUAUAGGUGUAUUAUGUUAUUGAAGAGUUUUUAAUUUUAAAUUAUUAUUGUGUGUUAGGUUAUGCUGAUUCAACUGAUGUUGAAGUCAGUGAAUCUGGUGUGGUGUCGGAUGCAAUGGAAGUAUUUAAAUGGACUCAUGAACGUGCAAAUGGUUCACCUAUAUUUGGUUGGGGUCAUUCAUUAGGAACUGGGUAUGUUAAAUAAUUUUUUUUUUUUGGUGUAAUUUAAAACUACAUUUUUUUUCAUGAGAAGAAUCAGUGCACAUGCAUACUCUUUAUUAGAAAAAGAAGGUCUUUAUCCUAAUGGUCUCAUACUAGAAGCGCCAUUUACCAAAAUGAGUGAUGAAAUACGAGAAUAUCCACUUACCAAGGUAAAAUAUAAUUUUAUUCAUCAUCCUAAUUUGGUGUGACUUUUCGAAGUCAUAAAUUGUUUAGAUUGUUUGAGUUACUCUAAUAAACAAACAAAAUGUGUAUAACAUUUAGUUCUUAUUUAAAUCACUUCCAGUAUUUUUUCUAAGUUUAAAUUGUGUCUAAUUUCUGGUGCAUAUGUCCCAAAUUCAGACAUCCGCCUAUUAUACUCAAAUUGCUUUCAAGGUAUUUUGGAAAAAAAUUGAGUACAUCUAUAUAUACAAACAACAUUUUUACUCUGUAUCAUACUCAUUAAUAAAGUAAUUAAACAUUGACAGUCUAUAAUGGAUAUAGAUAGUUGAUCAUAAAUUAUAUCAGGAAGUAACUAGAGCUUCCUAUUUCAUGUUCAGAUGUGAAUAAUUAUUCACGUUUGCACUUAUAUUGAUGUAUUUUAUGUAUUUUCACUACAUAUUCUUAUGGAUAAUGCUAAAACAAAUUAACACAGAUAGUGAAUUCAAGUAUAUUAAAUAUACAUGAGAAAACAUUUUUCGUUCAAUUUACAGGGACUGGUUUCAUGUACUUUUCAUAGUGAAAGACCCUGAAAAAUAAGAUAUUAUAUUAUGUGGACUGCCAGUAAAUUUUUGGCCCAAACAACUAAACAAAUUUAAAUAGUGGAAAAAUGCCUUAAAUUUGUCUAGAAUUUUCUUUUACGUUUUUCCUAUUUUCCCAAUUGUUAUGAAAACUACUUGUAAAAUCAUAAAAUGACCUAAAAGUACAACAAAAAGUUUUUAGUCAUUGUUUAAAUGGAGCAAGAUUUUUUACAAAAAAUAUGUCCACAGACAAAAAAAAUUGCACAUAUUUUGGUUAUAUGAUGGACCUUAACUCUUUAAUUACCAAUAUAAUCAGGAUGCCUAUAAGCAAAGUGUACAUUAAUAGAGAACCUAUGGAAAUAGGUUUUCCGAUUGGCUCUAAUCCCAAUGAAAAAACAAUUGCAAUAUCAGUUUAUAAAAAGUAUUUUGUGUUUUAUUUAUAUUAUUUUAUUAUACUAGCCUAUUUUUAUUUAUUUAUUUCUUUGUAGGAUAUAAGACUUGGAUUUUUAAUUUAUACUUACUCCUUGUAUUUUUUUAAUUUAGGUACCUAUAUGAUAACUAUUUUAAUUGUUAAAAAUAACUGAUCAGUAGGACAUAACACUAAAUUAUAGCCUAUAAGUGUUAUUUGUUGAUGUAAAUAACAAUUAAUUCUAUUAUAAUUUGUUUUUUUUUUAAGUUAUAACAGACAAUGAAGUAGACAAUGAAUAUUUUGAGGGUUGGCUAAGUAAGUAUCUAUACAUACAAUAUAGAUUGUGAGGGGAAAAGUGAUUAUGUAUGAAUGUUAUAUGUAUCUCAAAUUUUGUAUGUAGCAUACAUUGCAUGGAAUAAUGCAUUUAAUUAUGAAACAAUAUUUUAUCCUGAAAUAAUAAUUUAAUAUGUACCUAACCUACCUACCUAAAAAAAUUAUUUCUUCCAUACAUGUUACAAUUGAUCUAAUAUGAAUGGUAUUUUAAAUUUUACUAAAAGAAAGUACUUUUUAGUUUUUAGUUAUUUUAUAAACCAAAACAUUUAAAAUUCAUAACUGUUAAUAAAAUUGUUAUCUCGUUGGGAUUAGAGCUAAUCGGAGAACAGGAUUUCCGUAGGCUUCUCUAACAAUGUAUGCUUUGCUUAUAUACAACCAGGAUUAACCCAUUAACGCUAUUAAUGGUCCAUUAUUAUAAAAUUAAUUUUACAUUUAUAAUGACUUCAUCAAGGCUAAAUUUCACUGUAUUUUUUUAAGCAAAAUCUUGGUAAAAUUAAUCAUUGGGCUAAAAUAAGUGUUGACCAGCUCAAGAAAAGCCAAAGUAGUACAAAUUGCACAAAAUCAUUACAAUCUAUUAUAUUAUUAUACUAUCCAUCUUGAUGCUAAUAUUAGGUAGGUACUUUAAUAAAUAAUAAAUACAAGAAUAAUAAAAUUCUUUUGCAAUAGCUAAACCCAAUUUGAAUCCCCAUUUCAUAUCUUUUCGUUUAGAUUUUGAUGCUUUAUUAUUUUUGAUAGUAAAGUAUAGUACUAAUAAUCACAAACAAAUAUAUUAGUCAAUCAGAUGCUUUAACCUCUAUCAGAUUUUGUUAACUAACCAAUAUCAGUUAAUAAGUGUCACCCGCACAUAGUAAUCUAUAACAAUGUUGAUCAGACUUUGUAUACUACUUUUUCCUUCUUACAGGCCAUUAAAUAUUUGUUGAUUUCUAACAAAUGAUUUUAAUACUGGAUUAUUGACUCUUGGCAUAGUACUAUCAUAAACAAACUGUUUAAAUCAAUUUUUUAUAAGGCUAUUAGUGGACAAAUAUUACCUAAAAUUUGAAGAACCUAGGUUUUUAAUUAUGUUAAGUGGGGUGAAAUUCAAAUGAUUAUAAAUCUUAUUAAAAUUGUUAACAAUCUACUACCAUUUAUGAUUGAUUAUACAAAUUAGAUAACCCAUGUUAUUGGAAUAUUUAGUUACUACUCAUAGAAUGCUUCUGUUAUGGAUAGCAAAAACCCUUACUUAAAAAUUAAUGUUAAUGACUUAAUAAGUACCCCAUAGAGGCUGUAUCUACCAAAUAUUAACGAUUUCAUGGGCUAUCUAUUUAUUGUAACUAAUACUAACUAAUGCUACUAACUUCUACUCUUAAGUUUCAUUUUUUAAAUCAAUAAUUAAUUUUUUUUUUUUUUUUUACAGAUUCAUCGUAUGUUACCUUGGUUUGAGUUUUUCAUUAUAGAGCCAGUUGUAGAAAAUAAUAUAAUUUUUGAUACAGAAACAAAUUUGAUGAAUACUAAAAUGCCAAUAUUAAUAUUACAUGCAAAAGAUGAUGUAGUGAUCCCUUAUAAAUUAGGUGAAAAGGUAAAUACAAUAGUUUUAUUUUCUAAGUACAACGAAAGUAAGUAACUUGUUGGGAAUUGAAAACUCAAUAAAAUUUUAACAUUCUGAUAAAAAUAUAUUUUCUUAUUUAUUUAUUUAAUAAUCAAUUAUAAAACCAAAAUUCAACAAAAAGAGCAUAAUAAUUCUACUAUGCUUGAAUAUAAUUAAUUGAAAUUAUUAAAAACAUUUAAAAAAAUAAAAUAAAAAGUAUAUCAUCUCCAUAAUUAACUAUAGAAUAUUGUAACUAUGAAAUUGUUUGUAUCUAUUUAAUUGCUUAAUAUUUACAGUGGAAGGGGUAUUUGGGGGUAAACUUUUGAAAUUCAAAUGCUAACCUAUACUUAUUAUUUUACAGACAUAUGAAAAAAUUGUUUAAUACAUUUUAGUCAUUGAAUAACAUUAAUUUAUUCAAAAUGUAGUGCGUGCUUUAGAGCAAUUUAAAGUUUUUAGAAAUUGCUAUUGAUGUCAUUCAUAACACAAUGAACCAUAAUGCUUCUGAGAACCAGUUAUAGCUAUAUUAGUAUUAACUUUAAAUCACUCAAUCAUAAAGUUUUGAAUAAAUUAAUGUGGUUUAAUCAAAAUGUAUUUAAAAAUAUUGUCAAAUCAUUAUGUUUGAAAAAAAAAUGUAGGUUCCCAUUUGAAUUUCAAAAGUUGAUCCACAAAGUCCUCCUAAAAUACUAAAAAACCUAAAAAAAAAAAAAAAUGUAAAAAUCAUUAUUAUUAUACAUUUUUCUCUAUUGUGAAUAUUUAUAUAAUUAAAUUACUGUAACAUAAAUUGUGUUGUUUUCUAGUUGUACACUCAUCUACUUAAAACUCGACAAAAUGCUAAAACUGAAAUAGUGUUGUAUGAUCAGCAUUAUAAAUAUGGCCAUAAGUAUAUAUGUAAAGAUGAAGAAUUAGGAAACCGAACUUGGUUAGUAUAUUAUAUGGAACCUUGUCAUUUUUUUCUUGUAUUUACAAAACAUAAUUUUUUUAAGUUAAAACUAAUUUUAUUUUUUUUUUUUCAGGAAAUUCAUACAAGAUUCUUUGGAGAAUUCAUCUCAAUAAAUAUGUUUACUUUUACAUUAACCAUAGGCAUUAAUAUCAAACUUAUGAGAAAUAUUAUUAUACUUACAUAAUUUUCAUUUCAACUAAAUACUACUUAUUUUCUUGGUAGAUAUUGUUAUUUGAACUAUACAAGUGUGAUACAAUUCAGUAGUAACUAUUUAUUUUGUAAUUGUGAUAAAUUAAUGUAGUAUUAUCUGUUCUAUUUUUAAUUCAGCUUUUUAAAAUUAAACGUAUAAUCAAAUUAUUCAACUCUUUGAUUUUGCAUUUUUUAGUUUCUUUAUUUUUUACAAUUAUUUAUAUUGUUAAUUCAAAAUAAUAUUAUUUAAUUAUAUUUGAUUAUUAUUUGUUUACAAAUAUUUACAAAUUGUAAAUUUUUAAUUUUUGAAUUAGAUAAUCAGGUGCUAGAUUUGUUUUCCUACUUUUAUGUCUUAUAUAAUUGAUUUUUAAAACUCUUUCAAGAGCAGGAAGGAAUGUAUUGUACUACAAUUUCAUAUUUUAUUUAGUUUUUUGUGGAUAAAAUUGUUUUGGCUAAUUAGAAAUGUUGACUGUUCUUGUUUAUCUAAAGUGUCAUUAAUAUAUCCUAUUGACAAUAAUGUGUAUAUGAUUAUUGAUAAAAAUAAUAUUUAUGAAUAUUAAAUAUAAAGAAUAUUAUUAUUAGAGGACACUGCUACAUUAAAAUACCAUUAUGAAGACUAAACACUACAGAAGCGUCACAAAUAGACCAAGAUCUGUAUGACAAAAAAAACCUUUAGCUUGAC